UUCUGAAGACAAGACAGCAGCUCAUCACAUCACUAACCACAGCACCACAGAAGAAGAGAUGGCCCAGAUCAGAGCCCCUGUUAUUGUGCUGCUCGUGCUCCUGGCUGUGGGGCUGUUCACUACUGAGGCUUCUGCAGCUAAACAAGGACGUCGUAGAAGAGGCUGCUGUCAAAGCUAUACUGGUGGGGAAAUACCUUUUGGAGUUAUCGUAGGCUAUACCCUACAGAAUGAUUUUGAAAUUUGCAGAAUCCCUGCCAUCAUAUUCCACACUAAAAAGGGGAAAGAUUUGUGUGCAGACCCUUCCCAGAGCUCGGUGAUCCAACAUGUCAACCGACUGGGGGACAAGGCGGUUCACAUCAGGAAAUCACAGUCCUAAUCCGAUGAUGGGUUCUGGAUACAGAUCAGCAGAACAUGUGUAUUUAACAGUCAGGAACUGAACAUGUUAAUAACCAGUGUACAUCUCCCCUCCUGUUUCAUCUGCUAUCCAUCUACCUAUAUCUUCUUAGUCCUAUAUUUUCUGGGCUGAUUUUAUAUAAAUAGAUUUUGGAAAUAAAAAAUGUAGUUAUAAUAUAACACUUUUUUUAUGAGCAAUAAAGUUACGAUCUCAUUGUAAGACUAUC
Messenger RNA from Salvelinus fontinalis (brook trout), 620 nucleotides. Its product is annotated as C-C motif chemokine 4-like. Gene Ontology annotation, molecular function: chemokine activity; CCR chemokine receptor binding. The transcript is spliced from 4 exons. Gene Ontology annotation, cellular component: extracellular region. Lineage: Eukaryota; Metazoa; Chordata; Actinopteri; Salmoniformes; Salmonidae. The record is from RefSeq and is a predicted model, not a curated record. Gene Ontology annotation, biological process: positive regulation of ERK1 and ERK2 cascade; chemokine-mediated signaling pathway; immune response. The coding region runs from base 59 to 376 and encodes 105 amino acids.